AUGAGGCGGCUGCUUGUACAGAUUCUCUGCGUCUCUCAGGUCCUGCUCUGUGCUGCUGACUCUCCUCCACUGAACGAGGACACGCUGAGAGAGCUGUCUGCAGCAGGAGAGCAUUUCGUUGAUGAGGAAAUAAAGCGAGCCGUCCUCGGGGUGAAGCAGGUGAAGGAGCUGAUGGAGGAAAAAGAGGAGAAGUACACACAUUUUAUGGACGCCCUGAGACAGAGCAGUGACAAGAAGAGGGGGGCGACGCAGCUAGCCCGGGAAACCGAGCAGAAACUUGAGGAGGCUGAGAGGCAAUGUCAAGAUUUAACCAAAUCGUCCUUCGAGGAAUGCCGGCCGUGUCUUGAAGUUGCUUGUAAGGACUUUUAUACCUCUACAUGUCGCCGCGGCUUCACCUCCUUCUCGUUUAAGUUGGAGGAGUUUUUCAAGACGCUCGCCGCCCAGCUGGAAGAUACAGAUCGUUAUUAUUAUCAGAAUGAGGAGAAUGUGGGUCACGCAAACUUGGCCGAGAACUACCAGGUCACAGGAGAUGAAGCCGAUCUUCAGCAGAUGGAUGCAUCCUUCGGCCAACUGCUUUCAAGAACCAACUUCCUGUUCAAUCAGAGCGUCACUGUGGUAGAAAAGAUGCAACAGGUGUUCAGCGAAUCCUUCCUGUUGGCAUUCACUGCAGAGCUCCACCCCGGUCCUCUGUCAUCCACGCAGGGUGGCUCGAGUCUUGGCUUCUUCAGGACUCUGGGUCUGGAUCACCUCGUUGAUUCGGUGUAUGACUUUGGGAGGAAUGUGAUGGGGGAAAUCAGCUCCUCGGUGGCUGAUGUUUUUGAAGAUGUUCAAGGAGAGGAGGAGAACUCUCAGCAGCCAAACAGAGAACCAGGAUUCCUUCCGGCUUUGGAACAGUUACAGAGCCGACACCUGUGCAGACGUCUCCGCAGACAAACAUCAGAGUGCCUGCAGCUCCGAAGUUGGUGUGUGACGUGUAAGGAAUAUCUGUUCAAAGAGUGUCCCAUCGUCCAGCAGCUGCACUCUGAGGUGGAGGAGAUGCACCUACUUCUGAACGCCUCCCGUGAGCAGUACGACGACCGGCUGCAGCUGGUGCGCAGGCACACGGUGGACACACAGACAUGGCUCAGCAACAUGGAGGACAAAUACCGCUGGGUCAGCCGCCUAUCAGACAGCACAGAGGGCCCACACAACAUCUUCAGUGUCAUCACAGUGAAUCAGCAGCAGCAGAUGAAGACCAUCAGACCUAAAGCUGACAGCAGUGUGACUGUAACUAUCCUGGACUCAGCACCGUUAACUGUCUCAGUCCCAGCAGACCUGGAGGUGGAUGAUCCUGCUUUUAUCCAGUACGCAGCUCAGGAAGCUUUGACGCUCCAUAAACGACAAAUACGAGGUAUUGAUCACGCCAGGAUGAAGGCUUCGUUAAUUAUUUUGUCCCUCAGCAUCAUCUUGCAAGAGCUCCAAACUGAAAUGAAGAUAAAUGAGUUAUUAUGA
Labrus bergylta (ballan wrasse) is the source of this 1491-nucleotide messenger RNA. NCBI's taxonomy places the organism in Eukaryota, Metazoa, Chordata, Actinopteri, Labriformes, Labridae. The record is from RefSeq and is a predicted model, not a curated record.